Messenger RNA from Glycine soja, 2982 nucleotides. Its product is annotated as protein ENHANCED DISEASE RESISTANCE 2-like. The transcript is spliced from 22 exons. The record is from RefSeq and is a predicted model, not a curated record. Gene Ontology annotation, molecular function: lipid binding. Lineage: Eukaryota; Viridiplantae; Streptophyta; Magnoliopsida; Fabales; Fabaceae. Bases 348 to 2531 code for a protein of 727 amino acids.
GCAACACCAAUGAAGGUCGAGAAAUUUUCAAGGUUCAGAAACUAGCAUCUUGUUUCGCCAGCCCUUGUGGCAAAACCACCCUAGCCUGCGAAACCAAACCACCCUAGCCUUCUAGCCUACGCCCUCUGCACCCUAAAUCGCCAGUCAAAGUGGCGAAAACCACUGUAUGACUAUGUCGCCAGCUCCGGCGCCGGUGAUGACUCCUCAGCUCGCGUUGUAGCUCGCGACUGAUCUCGCCCAAGCAGAGAUUCGCCGUCUCCAGCUUCCGGCCGGAACCGCGUCCCCUAAUUGUUUCGUUUUUUUGUGUGGUUUUCGAGAGUUGAAAUUCGCGUUCCGGCGGCGAAACGAUGUCGUCGAAGGUGGUGUACGAAGGGUGGAUGGUGCGGUACGGCCGGCGCAAGAUCGGGCGAUCGUUUAUCCACAUGAGGUACUUCGUGUUGGAGUCGCGGCUGCUCGCGUAUUACAAGAGGAAACCGCAGGAUAAUCAGGUGGUACCAAUUAAAACACUGCUAAUUGAUGGCAACUGUAGAGUGGAUGAUAGAGGCUUGAAGACUCAUCAUGGACAUAUGGUUUAUGUUUUGUCUGUUUACAACAAGAAAGAAAAGAACCAUCGAAUUAUGAUGGCAGCAUUUAACAUCCAAGAAGCCCUAAUUUGGAAGGAAAAAAUUGAGUAUGUCAUUGAUCAGCAUCAGGGAGCACAACCAUCAAAUGGCAACAAAUAUAUUUCUUUUGAGUACAAAUCUGGGAUGGACAAUGGGAAGACAGCUUCUUCCUCAGACCGAGAAAGCCAGUUCAGUGCUCAGGAGGAUGAAGAUGAACCUCAUCCAAAUUUGUUAAGGAGGACCACAAUUGGAAAUGGUCCUCCGGAAUCAGUUUUUGACUGGACACGGGAAAUAGACUCAGAUUUGUCAAAUCAGAAUAUCAAUAAUCAAGCAUUCUCAAGAAAGCAUUGGCGUCUUUUACAAUGUCAAGAUGGACUUCGUACUUUUGAAGAACUUGGUGAAGUUGAUUACCUUCCAAGAAGCUGUAGUAAAGCUAUGAAGGCAGUCGGUGUCGUGGAGGCAACUUGUGAAGAAAUUUUUAAACUUGUGAUGAGCAUGGAUGGGACACGGUUUGAAUGGGAUUGCAGUUUCCUACAUGGUAGUUUAGUUGAGGAGGUGGAUGGGCAUACGGCAGUUCUUUAUCACCGACUUCAGCUAGACUGGUUCCCAAUGUUUGUGUGGCCUCGUGAUCUUUGUUAUGUGCGAUACUGGCGCCGAAAUGAUGAUGGAAGUUAUGUUGUUUUAUUUCGCUCUAGGGAACAUGAAAACUGUGGUCCACAGCCUGGGUGUGUUCGGGCACAUAUUGAAAGUGGAGGAUUUAAUAUUUCCCCCUUAAAACCUCGAAAUGGGAGGCCCAGGACACAAGUCCAGCAUCUUAUGCAGAUUGAUCUGAAGGGAUGGGGUGUGGGUUACUUGUCAUCUUUUCAGCAGUAUUGUGUCCGUCAAAUGUUAAAUAGUGUAGCUGGUUUACGUGAAUGGUUUGCUCAAUCAGAUGAAAGAAAUGCUCAUCCAAGAAUUCCUGUCAUGGUUAAUAUGUCCUCAACAGCUGUUUCUUCAAAGAAGAAUCAGAAGCCAAAUGAUUUUUCUGUCAAUCCUACUUCUCUUGAUCAAAUGAAUGCUACAAGCAGAAGUUCUGCCUUGAUAGAUGAAUAUUCUGAUGAUGAAGAAGAUUUUCAAAUAGCAGAACCUGAACAAGAGGCAUACCAAAUUGGUCUUGAGAAUGAUGUGAGAAAAACAGCCUUGGAAGAAGAACCGGCACAUGAAAUUGACUUUUCUUCCUUUUCGGGCAAUUUGCGCCGAGAUGACCGUGAUAAUGCUCGGGACUGCUGGAAAAUUUCUGAUGGAAACAACUUCAGAGUCAGAAGCAAGCAUUAUUGCUAUGACAAAACAAAGAAGGUUCCUGCUGGAAAACAUAUGCUGGACCUUGUUGCUGUUGAUUGGUUUAAAGACUCAAAAAGAAUGGACCAUGUGGCUAGGCGUCAUGGUUGUGCGGCGCAAGUUGCUUCAGAAAAAGGAUUUUUCUCCAUUGUUAUUAAUCUUCAAGUGCCUGCAUCAACACACUAUAGUAUGGUAUUUUAUUUUGUGACAAAGGAGUUAGUUUCUGGAUCCCUCUUGCAUCGCUUUGUUGAUGGUGAUGAUGAGUUUCGAAACAGCAGGUUUAAGCUCAUACCAUCAGUCCCAAAGGGCUCAUGGAUUGUACGCCAGAGUGUUGGUAGUACUCCUUGUUUACUGGGAAAGGCGGUUGAUUGCAACUAUAUUCGGGGUCCCAAGUAUUUAGAAAUUGAUGUUGAUAUUGGUUCUUCUACUGUUGCUAAUGGAGUUUUGGGUCUGGUUAUUGGUGUGAUUACAACAUUGGUGGUUGAUAUGGCUUUUCUUGUACAGGCAAAUACACCUGAUGAAUUGCCCGAGAGGCUUAUUGGAGCUGUUCGUAUUUCUCAUUUAGAGCUCAAAUCUGCCAUCGUCCCAAAACUGGAACCAGAUCCAUCAUGACUGACCGAGUCGUUUCUGUUCUUCUAUACAAAAUCAUUUGUUUGCAAUAUGCAGGUGUACCAUUUUUUUUCCACUGUGAUUUAGGUUCAUUGUUUUAUAAUUGGGUUCUUCUAUGAAAUCUUAAAAGGAAAUUCUUCUUUCCUUUUCCCCCUUUCUUGGUUUUUUUUUUUUUGUAGUUCAUUUAAGUGUUAAGCUGAUAGGAUCUGUAUUUUGUCAAUGUAUUCAUAUUCGGAUAUAUUUCAUCUGAUUAUGAAGUAUUGCCAUAUAGUUCUAAACAUUUUUUUUUGUAACUCCCAGUAAGUUAGAAGAAAAAGGGAAAGUUUUCGGUCAUUUCAUCCCGUCAUGGAAUUUGCUCGUGUAAUAAUGUACAUAGUUUCUCCUUCAUGACAUCUCUCAUCACCAAAGAUUGUAUCUACAUUUUGUAGUAAUGCAGUUUCUUUCUCAUUUCUAA